Messenger RNA from Impatiens glandulifera, 1523 nucleotides. RefSeq names its product chlorophyll synthase, chloroplastic-like. The coding region runs from base 137 to 1264 and encodes 375 amino acids. Gene Ontology annotation, molecular function: chlorophyll synthetase activity. Gene Ontology annotation, biological process: chlorophyll biosynthetic process. Gene Ontology annotation, cellular component: membrane. Lineage: Eukaryota; Viridiplantae; Streptophyta; Magnoliopsida; Ericales; Balsaminaceae. The transcript has 15 exons. The record is from RefSeq and is a predicted model, not a curated record.
CCUUUUUUUUACUUACAGUCUCAGUACUACAGUACUUCACCAGAAGUAUUAUCGGGAAAGACGACGACGACGGUAAGAGCCAUCUCUCUCUCUCUAGCUUCUGCUACUACUCUUAACGAAGAAGAUUAUCCUUCUCAUGGCUUCACUAAUCAACACUACAGUCUCCUCCUUACUCUUAUCUAACUCCAAGUCCAUUCGCUUUACCACUUCACUUACUAAGACGCCAAUUUCACUCUCCUUCGCUCAUCGGAGACUGACGGUUAGAGCUACAGGCACUGAGAAAGAAAGUGGAGUUAAACCUCAGGUGCCGGAUAAAGCCCCUGUUGAUGGUGGAUCCAGCUUUAAUCAGAUCCUCGGCAUCAAAGGAGCUAAACAAGAGAAGGAUAUAUGGAAGAUCCGAGUUCAACUUACAAAACCUGUUACCUGGCCUCCAUUGAUUUGGGGAGUAGUUUGUGGUGCUGCUGCUUCUGGAAAUUUUCAUUGGACGCCAGAGGAUGUCGCCAAAGCAGUUGUAUGCAUGCUAAUGUCUGGUCCUUGCCUGACUGGAUAUACACAGACAAUCAAUGAUUGGUAUGAUAGGGAUAUUGAUGCUAUUAAUGAACCUUAUCGUCCCAUUCCAUCAGGUGCCAUAUCCGAGGAUGAGGUCAUUACCCAAAUAUGGGUGCUGCUUCUAGCAGGUCUUGGAUUGGCUGGUAUUUUGGAUAUUUGGGCAGGGCAUACCGUCCCUAUAAUAUUUUACCUUGCUUUGGGUGGAUCCUUGGUCUCUUAUAUUUAUUCAGCACCACCUUUAAAGCUUAAACAGAAUGGCUGGACUGGAAAUUUUGCUUUAGGAGCUAGCUAUAUUAGUUUACCUUGGUGGGCUGGUCAAGCUCUGUUUGGAACACUUACACCCGAUAUAAUCGUCCUUACUCUCUUAUAUAGCAUAGCGGGGUUGGGCAUUGCCAUUGUAAAUGACUUUAAAAGUGUCGAAGGAGAUAGAGCAAUGGGACUUCAGUCACUUCCAGUGGCGUUCGGUUCUGAGACUGCCAAGUGGAUCUGCGUUGGUGCUAUUGAUAUAACUCAGAUUUCAGUUGCUGGUUAUCUGCUUGGUGCUGACAAGCCAUAUUAUGCAUUGGCUUUAUUGGGAUUGAUAGUUCCACAAGUAUUUUUCCAGUUCAAAUAUUUCCUUAAAGACCCGGUCAAAUACGAUGUCAAAUACCAGGCUAGCGCUCAGCCAUUCCUCAUUCUUGGUCUCUUGGUUACUGCCUUAGCCACUAGCCACUGAAAGUCUGAAUGUUUCUCGCCUUUGAUUCCUGCUUUCUAAAGCACACAACUAUUGAAGAAUCAAUGGGAUUCGGUUUCGUAUUUCUUGCCAAGAACACAAUGGAGCACUGGUGGAGUUUAGGUCAGUUCUGGCUGUUGUUUUGAAUAGAAUUGAUCAGUUUUUCGGUUUUGUGUGGUUUUGGUUUUGAGAUCGGUAGGUGAUAUAAAAUAAAUUGCAUGCAAAAAUCAAUUAAAGUUUAAUGAGAAACCUGGUCAGUGCA